This is a messenger RNA of Xyrichtys novacula (pearly razorfish), 2214 nucleotides long. The record is from the annotation of a GenBank genome assembly. Lineage: Eukaryota; Metazoa; Chordata; Actinopteri; Labriformes; Labridae.
AUGGACAUGCAGCUCCCUCCUCAUGAAGGGGGUAAACUCACUGUGGUCGACAUGCACACUGGAGGAGAGCCUUUACGUGUCAUCCUCAGUGGCUACCCAGUAGUCAAAGGUGACAGUGUGCUCUCCAAGCGGCGUUACGUCCGGGAACACCUGGACCACCUGAGAAAAGUGCUGAUGUUUGAGCCUCGGGGACACUAUGACAUGUAUGGAGCCCUGAUCGUUGACAGCGAGCUGCCUGAGGCUGAUCUGGGGGUCCUGUUCAUGCACAAUGAAGGGUACAGCACCAUGUGUGGACAUGCCGUCAUUGCACUUGGACGCUUUGCUGUAGACUACAAACUGGUGAAAGAACCACAGUCACCAGAGACGCAGGUGAACAUCCACUGUCCCUGCGGGCUGGUGAAGGCGUUUGUUGAAUACUCUGAAGGUAAAACAGGAGGAGUGAGGUUCUUCAGUGUGCCUGCAUUUGCCUUUGCCACAGGUAAGACUCUAAAAACUAUUUCAUCCGUUCUUACAUAUUGCAGAACUGAUUCAUCCACUUUUAAUCAGAUGUUACAGUGAUGGUGGAAGGAUUUGGUGAUGUAAAGGUGGACAUCAGCUAUGGAGGAGCUUUUUACGCCUUUGUAGAUGCCCAGAGAUUUGGCCUCGAUGUAAACAAGUCCAGGACUCGAGAUCUGGUGGAUGCAGCUACAGCGGUGACAAAUGCUGUCAAGUCUCAAGUAAGAAUUUCAGGGUAUAAUACGUGUCUGGUCGAAGGAUUGCAUUGAUUGGAUUUGUAGAUUUUCCUCGACAACUCUGUGGGUGGUGAAGUUUAAAUCCCUAAUCUGUCUUGGAUGCUGAGGCAGUCCUCUUAGUCACACCUGUUUCAAACGAACCUGUAGCAAAACCUCAAACCUCAUGCAGGCAUUUACGCGGCUUUAAUGGAAAGAAUGAUUCCAUGUGGACAUUUUGGUGGAAAACCAGCUGCUAAGAAACUUGUGCUUAAGAAUGUCUGAGAUAAAUUCACUUGCAUAUUUGGAGUUCUUAGAAUAAAGAGUGAUUACUUCAGUCAAUGUGACAUUUAAUGUUUUUUUUUCCAUUACCGGUUGUUAGGUGCAGAUUAAUGAGAGACAGACAAACAACAGCAUGUGCAAAUAUAUUUGGUCAAAUUUCUUCAGUUAAUUCCGAAUGUAAGUUCACAGUCUUUUUACGCUCUCCCAGGUGAAGUUGCACCACCCGACCAGUGAUGACCUUGCCUUCCUCUAUGGGACAAUCCUCACCGAUGGCAAAGAUGAUUAUUCUUCUGAUCCCACUGCAAAUGUCUGUGUUUUUGCAGAAGCUCAGGUAUUUACUCCACACGCAUUCUUAGAGGAAAAAAGCCUAUCUGGUGACGUUUAAGGUAGUUGUUCAUGGCUCGAAGCUAAUGAAGUGGAACCUCAUGUCAUUAUCUUUAAAUGUCUGAUGAUGUUUCUCAGGUGGACCGAAGCCCUACUGGAUCUGGUGUUACAGCUCGAGUUGCUCUCCAGUAUCACAAAGGUCUGAUCCAGCUGAAUCAGACCAGGAUCUUUCAAAGUGGAGCCACUGGGUCCCAGUUCACAGGGAAGGCAGUAGAGGUAUGGCAGUUUUUUUCUAACGUGUUUGUCAAUAAGUGAGGUCCUAAACUAUUUCAAAUACAGCUCCUCCACAUGAAUGAUCAUAAUAAUUGUCUGGUUGUGAGUUUUUUGAUGUUUCUGAAGCUGUUUCCCAUGUCUUUGUCAUUUCUUCCCUGACAAACAGUCUGAUGAGUCUUCUCCUUGAUUAUUUCUCUUCUUUGUUGGCAUCUUUUUGGAACCUUGUUGUGAUUCUCUUGUUUUCUUUCAUCUUUUUCUCAUUAUUUUGCAGUAUUUCCAGCUUUUCUCGUAAUUUUGUAAAUUUCUUUUGCUUUUUAGCAAAGUUUUAGCUAGUGAGUGUGUCUUUAUAGCUUUUUUUUUUUUUACCUGUUAGAGGGUAUGCUCUCGGAAAAGGCUUUUGUUCAUGUUUUCAAUGGUAAUAUCAUGCAGACAUGGAGACAACUGAAGAGGCGAGGAACAUUUGGUCAUUUGAAAAAGUUACAACUUUUGUGUUUCUCUUUAGGAAACAAAGUGCGGCAGCUUCAAGGCUGUAGUGGUGGAAGUCGCCGGCAGAGCGUUUUACACAGGUGUGUCACAUUUGGUGCAGGAGUCUGAGGACAAACUGUCAGCUGGCUUCUUAUUGAAAUGA